AUGUCGACAUCAGAUGCGGUUCUGCUUUUUGAUGCAGGCGCAGGCCAAGCUCAAGGAGGUCGACAAUUCCAAGAAGAUCGAUGCACAUUAGUCCUGCCGGAUCAGUUUCCUUCCAAAACGGAGGAUAAGCUUGCCUUCUUUGCAGUUUACGACGGACAUGGUUCGCAGUUAGUCGCAGAGCAUGCCAGUCGAAACCUACACUUUCUGCUCGCGAAGCGUCCAGAGUUUGACCUUGGCGAUUAUGAAGGGGCCAUCAAAGGUGCGCUGGCAGAUGAAGACGGCGUUCUGCUCGAUCGUUUCAAGAACGAAGCCACGGAACCUGCUGUUUCUGGAUCGACUGUUGCAUUAUGCUUUAUCAACCUGACAAAAGGCGAUUUGGUCGUCGCCAACCUUGGAGACUCUCACGUUAUUCUAGCUGAACGGGACCCUAGAACGGAGCGUCCAUGUCAUAUCCGACGUCUCACGAAGUCCCAUAAACCAGAUGCUCCUAGUGAAAAGUCACGAAUCGAGGAGGCUGGUGGGGUUAUCAACACGCGCAGUGGAACUGCCCGUGUAGGGGCGCUGAACAUGUCGCGAGCAAUUGGUGACCUGCAGUACAAGAAUCCCAUUAACACGAUCGAAGACGAGGGAACGAGUCAAAAGACACGGCGGGCUUCAUCGUCGUCGUCUGCCCCUGAAACCCGGGGUAACUUUUUGUCCAACGAACCGGAUAUGAUGAGACUCAAACUAUCGCCAGACCGACGUUACUUGCUUGUUGUUGUGUCAGAUGGGAUCAGUGACUCGACCGACGAUGCGACUCUGAUUAAUCACAUCAUGAAACUGUCGACGCGGGGAAUGAUGGCGGGUGAUAUAGCGCAAGAAGUAGCGUCUCUGACGGCGAGCCGGCGAGGAAGUGAUAAUCGAUCGUGUUUAGUGGCAUUCUUAGAUGGACAGGAUUCUUGA
This is a messenger RNA of Aspergillus wentii DTO 134E9, 942 nucleotides long. Its product is annotated as PP2C family serine/threonine-protein phosphatase. Lineage: Eukaryota; Fungi; Ascomycota; Eurotiomycetes; Eurotiales; Aspergillaceae. Gene Ontology annotation, molecular function: protein serine/threonine phosphatase activity; cation binding. Bases 1 to 942 code for a protein of 313 amino acids. The record is from RefSeq and is a predicted model, not a curated record. Gene Ontology annotation, biological process: protein dephosphorylation. The transcript has 5 exons.